This is a messenger RNA of Cornus florida, 1701 nucleotides long. RefSeq lists its product as uncharacterized. Lineage: Eukaryota; Viridiplantae; Streptophyta; Magnoliopsida; Cornales; Cornaceae. The record is from RefSeq and is a predicted model, not a curated record. Bases 1 to 1701 code for a protein of 566 amino acids. The transcript has a single exon.
AUGGCCGCCAGUAGUGACACUCCAACCAGGUGCAACAUCAAGUUAGCCGGUUCAUACGCUACUCACCUGGGCAGAAAGCUAUCCUCAGCCUACGUUAGCAGAUCUAAUCAGCCACCAGUAGUAGGUUCGCAGCCACAGGUAAUUCCACCAAACCCUCCUCAGAUGCCUUUGAACUCGAGGGGCAAUCAGAUCAGGUGGAGGCCACCGAACCCACUAUAUACUCAUGUGCCGCCACAGGUAGGGCUCGGGGGGCAGAAUAUGGCUAAUCAGCCACAUGAUUGGCCGAAUUGCUAUCAACCAGCGGCUAAUCAGCCGCCAGUUUUUAAUCAGGUACCACCGAUAUUAAAUCAACCACCUCAAGUCAUGUUAGAUAGAAAACAAUUAGCUGAUUUACUCACAGAAGAAUAUGGCCUGGAACUUAGAGGUGCCGGCCGACCAAUUUAUAGAACUCCUUAUCCAGAAGUGGUAGACCAAGUUAAGUUCCCUAGAGGAUAUAAAGUCCCUGACUUUGUAACCUUUAGUGGAGAGGGGAAUCAAUCGACCGUGGAACACAUUGGCCGAUUCACGGUUCAAUGUGGAGAGGCCAGUGUUAGCCAGUGGUUGAAAUUGAGACUUUUUCCUAACUCUUUGACAGGGGCAGCUUUUUCAUGGUAUAUUCGUCUACCUCCUAACUCUAUUUUUAAUUGGCCACAGAUGGAGGAAUUAUUCCACAAUCAGUUCUACCGUACGGAGACAGAACCUACUCUGGUCGAUUUAUCCAGGCUAAGUCAAUUGCCUAGUGAAUCGGUCGAGACAUUCAUUGCAAGAUUCAGGAGAGCAAGAUUAAGAUGUCGUGUACCUCUUCCAGAACAGGAGUACAUUCGUUUGGCUUUGAACGGCCUUGAUUUUGAACUUCGGAAGAGGUUUGAAGGAGUUCCAUUUCGUGACAUGUAUGACCUGGCCGAGAAAGCUACCAGGUAUGAGUUGGUUCUCAAAGAGGAGAAAGAAGGAAAAAAUUCCUCUAAAGGUACGUACUAUAGGGACCCCAACUAUGAAGUUUAUUCAACUGAUGUGGUUGAAGAGGAAGAUUUUGAAGCUAAUUUAGCCGAAGUCAUUCUAAAGAAGCCUUAUGUAUGUGACGCUUUAACAAAACCAAAUGUAUCCACCAGUGGUACUCAGCCAUCGACUUCAUCGGCCAGGAAGGGUACGGCUGAUACUGGUAAGGUUUAUACGUUUGAUCUGGCCAAAACAGAACAAAUUUUUGAUCAUUUGUUAGCCGACAAACAAAUCGUUUUGCCAAAAGGACACAAUAUACCAUCGACCAAUGAUUUAAAAGGAAGAGAGUUCUGCAAAUUUCAUAAUUCAUGGAAUCAUACUACUAACAAUUGUUAUGUAUUUAGAAAUGUAUUGCAGAAAUCUAUCGAUGAAGGUGUAUUGAAAUUCUCUGAAAAGAAGCCAGAUGUAAUGGGGGUCGAUGGCGAUCCAUUUCCUAAUAUUGUCAGUACCAAUGUAAUCAGCCUGGCAACUGAAAAAGCCGCUGAUAAUGGUAGACUAGAAAGAUUACCAAAAGUUCUUGGUAGUUCAUCGGCCAGUAAUGAUGAGCAGAAAGUUAAGGACUUGGAAAUUCAGUUAAGAGAAGCUCAAAUUGCCCUCAUCAACCAUGGUUGUUGUCCAAAUUGCAAAGGCCGAAGGAAUGACUCAGACAAGAGGGGCUAUUUCUAA